Messenger RNA from Papaver somniferum (opium poppy), 3279 nucleotides. Its product is annotated as plasma membrane ATPase 4-like. Gene Ontology annotation, cellular component: plasma membrane. Bases 131 to 3052 code for a protein of 973 amino acids. Gene Ontology annotation, molecular function: ATP binding; ATP hydrolysis activity; P-type proton-exporting transporter activity. The transcript has 14 exons. NCBI's taxonomy places the organism in Eukaryota, Viridiplantae, Streptophyta, Magnoliopsida, Ranunculales, Papaveraceae. The record is from RefSeq and is a predicted model, not a curated record. Gene Ontology annotation, biological process: regulation of intracellular pH; proton export across plasma membrane.
AAUAGAUAUAGAAUUCCUCAGUUUUGUUACCAAAUAUAUAUUGCUUGGGUUAUGCUGUUUCUCUUCUGCAUCCACACGACUACUCUGGGGUUUUAGUUCUAUUGAGAGCUCUUGCUCGGUGCAAGUUAAGAUGUCUUCGCAUGAGAUCAAGAUUGAUGGUGUUGAUUGGGAAGGAAUUCCAAUGGAUGAGUUGUUUAAGCAGCUUAAGUGUACCGAAGAAGGUCUUACCACCGAUGUGGGAAUGGCGCGGCUUCAACUUUGCGGACCAAAUAAGCUUGAAGAGAAGAAGGAAAGUAAGAUACUAAAGUUCCUGGGUUUUAUGUGGAAUCCUUUGUCAUGGGUCAUGGAAUUCGCUGCCAUAAUUGCAAUUGCUUGUCCACCUAUUUUUGGGAAAGGGAAAAUUCCAGAUUUCCCAGACUUCAUAGGGAUAGUCGUGUUGCUCAUAAUCAAUUCUGUUAUUAGCUUUUUGGAGGAAAACAGCGCCGGGAAUGCUGCCGCAGCUCUCAUGGCUGGUCUUGCACCAAAAACUAAGGUCCUUAGAGACGGGCAAUGGAAGGUGCAGGAUGCAGCUAUUCUUGUACCAGGGGACAUUAUCAGCAUCAAAUUGGGUGACGUUAUCCCUGCUGACGCCCGGCUUCUUCAGGGCGAUCCAUUGAAGAUUGAUCAGAGUGCCCUUACUGGAGAAUGCUUACCUGUUACGAAGAAACCAUCUGAAGAAGUCUACUCUGGCUCAACUUGCAAACAAGGAGAGAUAAAUGCUGUUGUUAUCGCUACUGGAGUCCGCACCUUUUUUGGGAAGGCAGCACAUUUAGUUGACAGCACUAAACAAGUGGGGCAUUUCCAAAAAGUCCUUAAGUCGAUCGGUAAUUUCUGUAUUUGCUCGAUUGGGGUCGGAAUGGCCAUAGAAGUUGUAGGCAUGAUCAUUCAAAAGCGCAAAGCCACAGAUGUAAUUGAUAAUAUCUUGGUUCUGUUGAUUGGAGGUAUCCCCAUUGCGAUGCCUACUGUUUUGUCAGUUACCAUGGCUAUCGGAUCUGGCAAGCUUUCUAAGCAAGGUGCCAUUACUAAGCGAAUGACUGCCAUAGAAGAGCUGGCCGGCAUGGAUGUCCUUUGCAGUGAUAAAACAGGAACCCUAACACUUAAUAAGCUUAGUGUUGACAAAACAUUGGUGGAAGUGUUCAAGAAGGAUGUUAGCAAGGAGGAUGUGAUCCUUCUAGCUGCAAGAGCUUCCAGGAUCGAAAACCAAGAUGCUAUAGAUACCUGCAUGGUUGGAAUGCUUGCUGAUCCAAAAGAGGCUAGAGCUGGUAUUCAAGAGGUCCACUUUUUUCCUUUCAACCCUGUGGACAAGAGGACUGCUCUCACUUACGUUGAAGCUGACGGCAGCUGGCAUAGAGCUAGCAAAGGUGCACCUGAACAGAUAAUCUCGCUUUGCAACUGUACGGAGGCUGUAGAGAAUAAGAUUAACUUGAUCAUUGAUAAUUACGCGGCGCGCGGGCUUCGCUCACUAGCCGUUGCAGUACAGAUUGUACCUGAAAGGACAACGGAGAGCCCCGGGGAACCUUGGGAGUUUGUUGGUUUGUUGCCUCUCUUUGAUCCUCCGAGAAUUGAUAGUGCGGAAACCAUUAGAAGGGCCCUCAACCUUGGUGUUAAUGUGAAGAUGAUUACAGGAGACCAGCUCGCGAUUGCCAAGGAAACCGGGCGGAGACUAGGAAUGGGAACAAAUAUGUAUCCAUCUGCUUCAUUGAUUAGCCAGUCGGAUUCAACCAGUGAAUCUAUCCCGAUAGAUAAGCUAAUUGAGGAAGCUGAUGGCUUUGCAGGAGUAUUUCCAGAGCAUAAAUACAAUAUUGUGAAGAAGUUGCAAGAUAGUAAGCAUAUUGUUGGUAUGACGGGGGAUGGUGUAAAUGAUGCACCUGCAUUGAAGAGAGCAGAUAUUGGAAUUGCUGUUGACGAUUCGACUGAUGCUGCUAGAGGCGCUGCAGAUAUUGUUCUCACUGAACCAGGUCUAAGUGUUAUUAUCAGUGCAGUGCUUACAAGCAGAGCUAUUUUCCAAAGGAUGAAAAACUACACAAUAUACGCUAUCUCAAUCACAAUCCGUAUAGUCUUGGGUUUCAUGUUGAUCGCUUUGAUAUGGAAGUUCGACUUUUCUCCUUUCAUGGUUUUGGUUAUUGCCGUCUUAAAUGAUGGAACGAUUAUGACCAUCUCAAAGGAUAGAGUAAAGCCUUCGCCAACACCUGAUAGCUGGAAACUAAAAGAUAUUUUUGCUACUGGUGUAGUGCUUGGUAGUUAUCAGGCUUUAAUGACGGUCUUAUUCUUUUGGGCAGCAUACAAAACUGAUUUCUUUUCGGUAGGACUUAAUAUUUUCUAUCUCUCGGUUGGCAUUUCUAUUAAUAUCAUGUGCUUAAAUUUUUCUCGCAUGUUGGCGAUGCAGAAAACAUUCCACGUUAGAUCUAUUAGGGAAAGUCCCCAUGAAAUGACUUCUGCCUUGUACCUGCAAGUGAGCAUUGUGAGCCAAGCCCUCAUCUUCGUCACCCGGUCUCGCAGCUGGUCGUAUAUCGAACGUCCGGGAUUCUUGCUAGUCUUUGCUUUCAUAGUCGCUCAGCUGAUUGCAACUUUGAUUGCUGUAUUUUUCUCCUGGGAGGACGCAAGGGUCCAGGGUAUUGGUUGGGGAUGGGCUGGAGUCAUCUGGCUUUUUAGCAUUAUCACUUAUGUUCCUCUUGACAUUCUCAAAUUCUUAACUAGAUAUAUUCUUAGUGGAAAAGCUUGGGGUAACUAUCUUGAUAACAAGACUGCCUUCACUACCAAGAAGGGUUAUGGUAAAGAAGAUAGAGAAGCCCAAUGGGUACGAGGUGAGAGAACACGUCACGGACUGACAUCGCCUAGCUCGGUGAACCAAUUUAGUGACAACAACUAUGAAUCUUUGUCUGACCAAGCUAUGAGACGUGCGGAGCUCUCUAGGCUUACAACCAUGCACACAUUAAAGGGACAUGUCGAAUCCGUGGCCAAAUUGAAAGGGCUUGAUGCGAAUGAGUAUGAUUGCCGCCAUUACACUGUGUAAUUUUGUUUGGAUAGAAACACAUGCGCGUACAGUUUUAUGUAGACUGGUUUCCAUUGCUUUAGUCACUAGUUUUUAGGCAGUAGAUGUAAUGGUAGACUGGUUUCCUUUGCUUUAGUCACUAUUUUGGAAGGUUUGUUCUGCCCUGGCAAUGCCCCGUGGCUAGUGUCAUAAAAUUGCUUCACCGUUUUUCGCUUCAUAAAAAAGGGAUUUAAUGUCUUCUCACAAUA